Orbicella faveolata is the source of this 3794-nucleotide messenger RNA. RefSeq lists its product as uncharacterized. Lineage: Eukaryota; Metazoa; Cnidaria; Anthozoa; Scleractinia; Merulinidae. The record is from RefSeq and is a predicted model, not a curated record.
AAUGUUAUGGUUAUGGUACAUUGUACGUUUUCAACGCUUUCAGUUAGCUGCAAAUAACUGGGAAUUGGUUGUCAUUAAUUCUUUUUGGGGUGACCUCGGGUGAUCAAUGUAUUGUAUCUCAAAUGCCCAUACAGGGCUUUCUGAGCCGGACCAGCAUAGCCCUUAUGCCACUUGUGACGUCACUUUUAAUGAAGGCGACGAGCGGGUUUCCGGAUUAUUAGAUGAUGGAGUAGAAAAAGUUCUUUUAAAGCAUAUUGAGUACGAUCAAGAGGAUCAUAAUCUCUUGCUUUCCAGAAAAGAUUCCAACGAGUAGAAUGGCCACUGAAAGGCCAACUAUAGCUAGGGUAGAAUAGAAUGGCGGAAAAAAAAGGAAAAGGGGGAGAACGCAAAGUCUAAACUGGUCUAUCUUUUUCUCGUUCAAAUCUUGAAAUUUGCUCUUUGACUACAGUGUAACUGCCUUUUAAGAGUUCAGCUUCAAUUUUAGGUAACAAGAAACGGAAGUAGAAAUCUCUUUUUUCAAUUUGCCGUUUUGGGACGGGAAUCACAAGCGAUAAUUAAGUAAGUGCGUACACAGAUCACGGGGGAGCAUUUGUUGGAAGAGUCAUGAUAUGAGAGAGGAAACUGGUGCUAGUUCUAUUCCCAGUACUCUCGCAAUUUUCAAUAUGGCGGGACAGGUAGAAGGGUAAACGUGAACGCUGCUCCUGAAAGCAACUUAUUUCUGUCAUUUCUUUGCUUAAAAUGAGAAAUAAGGAAUAAUUUAUGCAUAAAGAAACAUGAGCACAGUGUCCUACAAGCAUUAAAAAGUAUGGACGGAACAGACCUUCGGCAAAUUCGUGUUGUACGUCAAGUCACUGACGUCCGCAAACAACUGCAGACUGAAGACACGUUUCAGUUACGUGACUUUCAUGAUGCAGGAUAUACAGGAGGAGGAGAUACAUUCCUCCCUGGACCUUGUCAACACAACAAAAAGUUUGCCUGUGUUUUUCUCCCCUGUGCUGUGCCUUUGUUCUACAUUGGAGGUGAAAUGUUGUUUGGAUCAGCAAUUUUCUGCAUUUUGAUUAUGUAUCUUGUAGACAGCACUUCAAGAACUAAAGGAAGUUCUCUGGUUGCGUACGUCCUUUCAGUUCUUAUUUUCCAGUUGUCGGUAAUGUACUGCCUUAUUCCAUUUCUAUGGAAAUCAGUAUUUAAUCUAGGACUGAUAUUUAUUUACAAUGUAUUUAUUGUGCUAUCAGGUGGAGUUGGUCUUCUUCAGUUCAAGCAACUUCAGCAUGAAGAGCCUGAGUUUAUUAUGAAUAUGGAGUAUAUUCUAUAUAUUAGCUAUCCAAUAGUUGGUCAGCUGACGUUGACAGCGGUGUCAGGAAAUGUGUUCAGCUGGUCUGUGACACCCUUCUUCUGUAUUAUAUUUGGAUUUCUUUUUCUUCAAGUUUUCUACCCACCAAGUAGAUCAUCUUUUAUGCAUCAGAAUAUAGUCCAUAAAGCUGGAGAGGAGAGACCUCCUGAGCGUUUUAUCCUAAGCAGUCUUGAAAAGACACUUUUGUUAGUAAACCUAGUCACUGUUCCAGGCAGUAUGUUUCUUGUGAUCAAUUUUCUGGAACUCUUACAUCUUAUUACUUGGGUUAAGUUGCUGUUAUGUGGUCUUCUUCCUGUGUUUCUUUGUACAUGUCUAGACAUCAAGGAAGAGAUGGAAUUUUUAGAACUUUCCAAAGAGACAGUAGCCAAAGUGAAAUUGGGAUCUGGCCUAGGGAGUCUAAUGCUGUUGUGUAUAAUGUUGAUGUCAUCUGGCACUGUGGGUGUACAUAUGCUGCCGGUUAUAAUAGGAAAUGUCAUUUGCUGUGUUUUAAUUGGGCUCACAAGUGGGCGAGAAAGAUGGAAGACAUACCACUACAUACUGUAUGCUGCACUUACUAUUGCCUCUUUACUUGGUUUGUGUACAUUGCCAUGGUCACUUGCGUAUAAAUUUUCGUUUUUCUCUGUCCCUCUAUGGGGAGUAAACUUACUUCUUGGAUUAGUUACUUGUCUUUCAGUGCUGUGUGUAUUUGUAGCUUCUGGUCCCAACAGGGAGUGGUUAAAUCCCCUUCUGGUCACUCAAUCAUUAGUGUUUGUGCUUUGUGAAAAUGUUCUUGUGACUGAAAAGCUCUAUCCAGUCUACUUUCUUCUGGGAACCAUGCUCUUUGCUGGUUACAUUGCUGAAAGGUUGCACAAUGUGGGCAGGAUUCAUUCUCAGUCAAUGUUGCUGUGCAUUGCUAUCCAUGGUUCCAAGUUGCCACUGUGUUUAUCCAUGACCCUCCCCUUCACUCAGACAACCUCAGUAUUGCUGCCCAACAUAGUCCUUAUGUCACCUUCAACUCUGAUGUUUCUCUUUACAUUUGUCGUAAGCAAGAUAAUUGAGGCACCCAAGGACCUGAUAUUAAAUGACGGAUUAAAGCUCUGUAUAGCAUCAGGAAUUGCAACAGUUGGAGCAUAUGAUGUUCUUGUGCAUCCUUUGUGGUUUAUGAUGACUUACAGAAUUCCUUCACCUGCUGAUGUGUUGGCUGGUGUGCUGUUCAUUUGGGGAGCCCUUUGCCUCAAACUUUCAUACAUGCACUUUUCACACAAUCUCUUUCUCAAGAGGCUCAACGUCCUUGUUAUGUGUGUGAGUGUUCUAGUGGAAAUUAUCCAACCAGACCUGAAUGGUUACAGGGUUCUGCAAGGAUUUAUCAUGUAUAUGGUCUCAUUGUUCUACCCAGCCUUCACAAUUGACAACAUUUUGUUAUCAGAAGCUGUAUUUCUCCCUUGGCUUAUUCUUGUUGCCGUAUCAGUGCUGAUAGCGGUGCUAACAAAAGUAGUAACCAUGGAACAGGCUCCUUGGUCGCAGAGGGUCACCAUCGCUGUUUUGAUUGGUUUAGCACCCGGCUUGAAGGCGUCUUCCUUGAUGCUUCCCGUGUUUCGUCCUCCUUUCGUCUGUCUCUUUUGUGGAUUCUCAUCCGCAAUUACGUUUUAUUUAUUGUUGACGUCUUGGAAGCCAAUUCACGGACAAGCACCUGCUAACCAAAGCUUUCCUUUUCUGCUUCUUAGUGGCUGUUUUCUGGUCUGUAUUUUGUCAGAAACGCUAACUUCCACCCGCCUCGAUUCACGGAAAGGACCUCACAAGCCCUCUCAAGUACCUUCCAGCUUAUUCUAUCACUUGGGCCUUUACCUUGUUCUGGGUCUUGGACUGAAGAGAGACGCUGUGGCACAGGAAGAGAGUCUGGAAGAGAAGAAAGGCAAGCUUCCUACUGGUCUUGUUCUUCAGAGUUUUUCAUUUUUCUCCAACAUCUCGAUAAUCAUUUCAUUUUUCUUGGCUCUGCUAUGUUCUCCUUCUGAUUACUGGGAAUUAUGGAUUACACUUGCCAUUAUUUUAUUGUUGUUUCUGAGGCCGGAAGGCACUCCAUACAUCCAGGGUGUUCGGCUCCAGUUCUCGCCGGCCCUACCUGCCGCAGUAGCUUUGGCUGUGUGUAUGUACUCUAGGACUGUAACUGAAGCAUUACCAACACAGAAUACAUGGUUGUCAGUGACAGGUUAUGUUUUGGAGAUGAUGGUCCUGUUAUGCUCCUUACCUACAUAUGUAGUCUUGGCGCAUGCGUUAUGGCGUGCAGGCGAGAUAUCACUACUUGAACAGCAGCUUGUGAUGUUUACAGCUCCUAGUAACGUAGUACUCCUGGUCUACUGUAGCACUCUAUCAGCAAGAAUAUUAGGCUUUGUAGGAAUUGCCGCUGUCUAUUGUUUGUUUUAUUACGUAGAAAUUAUUGAAAGUAAAUAGAUGCUUUAACUGGUAA